UUCUCUCGCAUAACACGAGGUUCGCGAGAACAUUUUAGUUUUUUUUACAAUUUCCAACUGUGUAAUGGAAUUGGGUGAAUAAAAUUUCAAGACAAAAUUUUUUUUUUCUGGUUUCAAUUCACGUCGUAAUAAACAUCUGAAAAGACUUAAAAUAAUGUCGUCCAAUAUUAAUGCGGAAAUUGUCGAAGUGAGUGCCUCGCUGGAAAAUGCAACAGUCUCGAAUGAUGAAGAUAAAGAAAUACUUCAGUCAAUUGAAGAUAGUUUGAAUAACAAAGAUGACGAGAAUGUCGAAGAGAAACCCCAAAAUGGAGCUCCGGUUAAGAGAACGGAAAUUAAUUUUCUCGAAAUUGUGAACAGUAUGGAAGCGGACAGGAAAAAAUUCAUUGAACAUGUACGAUCGAAGUUGAGCCAACAGGAGAUGGAAUCUAAAAUCAUUAAGGCCGAAAAUGAAAGGCUCAAGAGGCAAUUGGUGGAAUUAGAAAAUAAACAGCCCGGUGCCGUAGCCGGUAAAGGCAAAAAGAAUAAACAAGAGGACGAUGUGCUAGCCAAAGCCAAAUUGUUGUUAUUUGAAAAGACCAAGGUGUGCAAACAGCAGGAACAACAGUUGAAGGCACUUAAGAAUCAAAUGGAUGCGACAAAGGAUGUCCUUGAAAUUACGAAAGAGAUGCUCAAUUUAAGGAAUGCGGAAAAUCUGCAUUUCCAGUCUCGGUUCGAUACAAUGGAGUUGCGUUUGAAGAAUGAACGCGACCGACUUGAAAUUACGACUAAGAAAUUGGCGCUAUCGCAAAAGAUGUACAACGACAUCAAAUCUGAGUACGAUAUUCAGUCGGAGAUUUUCAAGGAACUACGUAAGGGAUAUGAAGAGAAGAUUAAACUGCUGGAUAAUCAAAUUGAAACAAUGAAAUCAUAAUUUACCGUUGGCAUAAUGUGAGAUCCUGAUGGCAGUGUCCUUGCGGGCUUUUUUUUUCAA
Molecule: messenger RNA, 970 nt
Organism: Bradysia coprophila
Lineage: Eukaryota; Metazoa; Arthropoda; Insecta; Diptera; Sciaridae
Source: RefSeq, a predicted model, not a curated record